Messenger RNA from Plutella xylostella (diamondback moth), 687 nucleotides. RefSeq names its product cuticular protein RR-1 motif 3 (gene CPR3). Gene Ontology annotation, molecular function: structural constituent of chitin-based larval cuticle. The record is from RefSeq and is a predicted model, not a curated record. Lineage: Eukaryota; Metazoa; Arthropoda; Insecta; Lepidoptera; Plutellidae. Gene Ontology annotation, cellular component: chitin-based extracellular matrix.
UUGCCAAAUAAUGCAAAUAGUGUCAGAUCUAUAUACGAGGCGGUUCGGGUAUAAAACCACCAAGCACCCAGAAUAGAGGCACAGUCACAUCUUAGCUGUUAACUUUUAAACACACAAAAUGAAAUUCUUCAUCGUAAUCCUGGCCGUGGCCGCCGUGGCCCACGCUGACGUCUCCCACCUGGUCCGUGGCGGCGAGGCUGACGCCCAGAUCGUCAAGCAAGACGCUGAUGUCGCCCCCGACCAAUACCAGUACGCGUACGAGACCAGCAACGGCAUUGCUGCCCAGGAGAGCGGAGUGCUGAAGAACGCCGGACGGGAGAACGAGGCUCUUGAGGUCCAGGGCUCCAACCAGUACACCGCCCCCGACGGCACCCCCGUGCAGAUCACCUACGUCGCCAACGAGAACGGAUACCAGCCCCAGGGAGCCCAUCUGCCCACUCCCCCCCCUGCCCAGCCCAUCCCCGACUACAUCCUCAGGUCUCUGGAGUACAUCGCGGCUCACCCCCCCAAGCCCGAGCAGCCCGGCCGCGCUUUCUAAGAAGCUAAAAACAAUACCAUAGAGUAAAAAGAAAAAAAAACUAGCGUACACUGCCUCCCGAACUAUUAACGCUGUCAUGUUGUAGUUCAUCACUAUUUUGUUGUUAAUUUCUUAAUUUCUAGUCGCUCAAUAAAAAAAGUUUUGGAAAA